Messenger RNA from Ipomoea nil (Japanese morning glory), 3348 nucleotides. RefSeq names its product TMV resistance protein N-like. Gene Ontology annotation, molecular function: ATP hydrolysis activity; ADP binding. Gene Ontology annotation, biological process: defense response; signal transduction. The transcript has 7 exons. Lineage: Eukaryota; Viridiplantae; Streptophyta; Magnoliopsida; Solanales; Convolvulaceae. Bases 205 to 3348 code for a protein of 1047 amino acids. The record is from RefSeq and is a predicted model, not a curated record.
AAUUUGCUUUAUCAAAAGACAUUAAAGUUGGUCUUUCAAUUGGGGCCCUUUCUUAUGUGACACAAGUAGGUUCAGAGCAAUUUACAUAUACACUCACAAACCAAUACCAGACAUCUACCUGCUGCUAUAAUAUCCAAGAAACAUGCAACAAACUUCAUACCAAUUUCCAUUUCUUACACUAUAUCAGAUAUGAUGUGUAUAUAAAUGCCACAUGAAGUAGUACGUACUAUCAGACGCACUACUAACCAUACACAAAGCAACCUCUACUUCCUUGUUUUUACCAUAACCAUCAUGGAAUCCACUUCCCAAAUUAAUCAACUGAUCCUUCCCGCCUCUUCUUCCUCUUCACUUCCGCGCAAGAACUACGAUGUCUUUUUGAGCUUUAGAGGUGAAGACACACGAAAAUCCUUUACGGAUCAUCUCUUUGCGGCACUGUGCAGGGUUGGAGUUCACACUUUCAGAGAUGCAGAAGAGCUCCGCAAAGGAGAGGACAUCUCCACUGACCUCUUUAGUGCUAUUCAAGAAUCGAUGGUUUCUAUCAUCGUGUUCUCCAAAACUUAUGCUUCCUCUCGCUGGUGUCUUGAGGAGGUUGUGAAGAUAGUGGAAUGUAAAGAAAAAGCAAAUCAGGUGGUUCUUCCAGUGUUCUAUGAUGUGGAUCCUUCUGAGGUCCGCAAUCAAACGGGUGAGUUUGGUGUUGCAUUGGCUCUACAUCAACAACGAUUCGGGACAGAAAAAGUUAGCCAAUGGAAAACAACAUUAACUAAGGUUGCAAAUUUUUCUGGAUGGGACUUACAAAACGUUGCUGACGGGUAUGAAUCAAAAUUUAUUGACAAUAUUGUAGACAAGGUUCUGCAAGUAGUGAACCAUACAUACUUUGAUGUUGCAAAAUAUCCAGUUGGAAUUCAUGCUCCUGUUAGAGAAGUACUUUCUUUAUUAAGAAGUGAAGCAGAUGGUGAUGUUCGUAUGAUUGGGAUUUAUGGCAUGGGCGGGGUAGGAAAAACAACCUUAGCAAAAGCUGUAUUUAACCAAAUUUAUAGAUCAUUUGAUGGUAGUUGCUUUCUUGGAGAUGUUAGGCAAGAAUGUGUGGAUAGAGGGCGUUUAGGAUUAAAACGUUUACAGGAGAAGCUUCUUUGUAAAACUCUCAAUGGAAAGAGAUUGAAAGUUCAUCAUGUUGAUCAAGGAAUUAGUUUAAUCAAAGGAAGACUUGGACUGAAAAGGGUUCUUAUUGUUGUUGAUGAUGUAGAGGAUAAGAGCCAAUUAGAUGCAUUGGUUGGAGAACGAGAUUGGUUUGGUCCAGGUAGUAUAAUUAUCAUCACAACCAGAAAUGUUGAUUUGUUAAAUGGCCUUAGAAGAGACUGUGAGAAGUAUAAUGCUAAAGUCUUAAGCCGGAAGGAAUCUUUGCAACUCUUUAGUUGGCAUGCUUUUAAGAACCCAAAUCCUUUGGUGGCUUUUAUAAAACUAUCAAACAUGAUUGUAAGUUAUGUUGGUGGACUUCCUUUGGCACUUACCACCCUAGGUUCACAUUUUGGAGCAAGAUCUUCAAUUCAAGAAUGGAUAGAUGACUUUGAGAAGUUAAAAAGGAUUCCUCAUGGACCUCAUAGAAAUAUUAUGGAGACUCUCAAAAUUAGUUAUGAUGCACUUGAUGAUGAUACUCAAAGAAUCUUUCUUGACAUUGCUUGCUUUUUUACGUGUGGAGGUUUCUGGAAGGAAGAUAUUGUUAAGAUAAUGAAUGGUUGUGGUUUCUAUGCUCAAAGUGGAAUUAGAACUUUAAUUGAUAGAUGCCUGUUAGAAGAAAGUCUUAGUAUGCAUGUUUUAGUUCGAGAUAUGGGAAGAGAAAUUGUCCGCAAAGAAUCUCCUAUGCACUCUGAAAAAAGAAGUAGAUUAUUUUUGAAUGAUGAAAUUUCGGAUGUUCUCACCAACAACAAGGGCACCGAGGCAAUUGAAACUAUGAUCAUAGAAUUGUCAAAGGAAGUGCCUUUGAGUACAAAGGUAUUCUCAAAAAUGACCAAGUUAAGACUACUCGAAAUCUUAUACUUGGAUGUUAAGGGAUCUUUAAAAUACUUGCCCAACGAGCUUAGAUAUCUUUAUUGGCGUGAUUUCCCGUUGAGUCACAUAUCAUCCGAUUUUUGCUUGGAAAAACUUGUCAUCUUAGAAAUAAAAGGGAGCAAUAUUGAAGAAUUUCAACCCAAAUUGCAGCAUUUUAGAUGCUUGCAGAUUUUAAGGUUGAUAUUUUGCAACAAACUUGAAAGAGCUCCAAACUUUGUUGGGGCACAUAGUCUAAAGGAGUUAUCCCUUUAUGGUUGUUCAAAGUUGGUUAAAUUGCCGCAAUCAAUUGGAGAUUUAGAAAACCUUGUUUGGUUAGAUUUGAGUAAUUGCAAGGAUCUCAAUGUGCUUCCUAGUAGCAUUUGCAACUUGAAGUCUCUUAAGCAUCUUGUUCUGAAAUGGUGUUCCAAGAUAAAAGAAUUGCCGCAAUCAAUUGGAGAUUUAAAAAAUCUUAUUAAUUUAGAUUUGAUGGAUUGCAAGAAUCUCAAUGUGCUUCCUAGUAGCAUUUGCAACUUGAAGUCUCUUGAAGGUCUCAUUUUGCAAAGUUGCUCCAAGAUAAAAGAGUUGCCUAUUGAGUUGGGUAAAUUGGAGGGGUUAAAUUUCCUUGAUGCAAGUGGGACGUCCGUGACACAUGUACCCACUUCUUGUGGAUCUUUGAGACAUCUCAAGUGUCUGAUACUAGGGCCGCAACACUUUCCUAGGUAUUAUUAUGGUAGUAAGGAAGGUAUUGGGCAUUCAAACAGUACUAAUUUAUUAUGUUCAUUGGUUACUCUACAUACUCCUUACCAGUAUGUGCAACAUUUAUUAGAUCUUCAAAAAGGUGAUGGGGGUUUAUCCUUAUUGAGAGAGUUAGAUCUAAGGUAUAGUGACUUUGAUACCAUGCCCUCUAACUUUUCUCAUCUUUUCAAUCUAGAACGCCUUUGUUUGGACAACUGUCCCAACCUUUCGGUGAUUAAAGGCGAUCUUCCACUUAGCCUACAUGAAUUCUCAGUACAGAAUUGUCCCUUGUUGAAAAGUAUACAGGAUCUAUCUGGGUUAUUAAGGCUAGAGAGAUUGUAUCUUGGCAAGUGUAGUAAUUUGAAUGAGGUUGUAGGUGUUGAGAAUCUGGUUAAUUUAGAAAGAAUGGACAUAAGAGGGUGUAGCGCUUUGAGCAGUAAAUAUUGGUGUGAGAACUUGUUCAAGGUUAGUACACUCAUCUCCAUCUGUGUCUCUGUCUCUGGAACUGCUUUUAAUUUUAAUUUAAUGCUGCGGGCUUUGUCAUUUAUAGUGAAUAGUACAGUAGAUGGUAGUGCAUGCAAUGCUUAA